CGAGCGCGAGGCAGCACUCUUGCGGGGACGGCGGGCGGCGGCGCGAUGGCAGCGCAGCGGCUGGGCAAGCGCGUGCUGAGCAAGCUUCAGUCCCCGUCGCGGGCCCGCGGCCCGGGGGGCAGCCCCGGGGGGCUGCAGAAGCGGCACGCGCGAGUCACCGUCAAGUACGACCGGCGGGAGCUGCAGCGGCGGCUGGACGUGGAGAAGUGGAUCGACGGACGCUUGGAGGAGCUGUACCGCGGCAGGGAGUCGGACAUGCCCGAUGAGGUCAACAUUGAUGAGCUGUUGGAACUGGAUAGUGAAGACGAGAGAAGCCGGAAAAUCCAGGGACUCUUGGAGUCCUGCACGAACCCCACGGAGGACUUCGUCCAGGAGCUGCUGGCCAAGCUUCGGGGCCUACACAAGCAGCCGGGCUUCCCACAGUCCAGUUGCUCAGAUGACCCCAGCCUGAGCCCCCGCCAGGACCGGGCCCACACCGCCCCACCCUGACCGCUGCCCACCUCUGUAUUCCAGCCCCAGCGCCCAGAUUGUUUCUAAGUUGUAUUUAACGGUUCUGUUAACUGCC
Peromyscus leucopus (white-footed mouse) is the source of this 565-nucleotide messenger RNA. RefSeq names its product protein phosphatase 1 regulatory inhibitor subunit 14A (gene Ppp1r14a). Gene Ontology annotation, biological process: regulation of phosphorylation. Gene Ontology annotation, molecular function: protein serine/threonine phosphatase inhibitor activity. The transcript is spliced from 4 exons. Bases 46 to 489 code for a protein of 147 amino acids. NCBI's taxonomy places the organism in Eukaryota, Metazoa, Chordata, Mammalia, Rodentia, Cricetidae. The record is from RefSeq and is a predicted model, not a curated record. Gene Ontology annotation, cellular component: cytoplasm.